Messenger RNA from Carassius gibelio (silver crucian carp), 3432 nucleotides. RefSeq names its product glucose-6-phosphate exchanger SLC37A1. The record is from RefSeq and is a predicted model, not a curated record. Gene Ontology annotation, cellular component: endoplasmic reticulum membrane. Bases 341 to 1933 code for a protein of 530 amino acids. Gene Ontology annotation, biological process: phosphate ion transmembrane transport; glucose-6-phosphate transport. Gene Ontology annotation, molecular function: glucose 6-phosphate:phosphate antiporter activity. NCBI's taxonomy places the organism in Eukaryota, Metazoa, Chordata, Actinopteri, Cypriniformes, Cyprinidae. The transcript has 20 exons.
CUCACUCCAUUCGUGCACGCGCCGGUCGGUCGCUAGAGACGGUGUUGCUGAACCGAGAGAGAGAGAGACAAGAGAGAGAGAGAGAGAGAGAGAGAGAGAUAGAAACGGCUGAUGUGGUAGGAACCGAGAUAGAGAGAGACGGCUGAUGCGGAUAUAAAGCCACUGGGACUCUUCAUAAUGACAUCUUGUAUCUUCCUGACGAAAUCACAAGCUCCUGUUGGUCUUGUGAACAUCUAUCUACAGGCAUUCUGCCUAACAUCGUUAUGAGAUUUACUAAGCAGCUGUAAUACACUAGUAUUCACACACACACACACACACACACACACACACACAAGCAAGCAUGGCACCAGUCCCACCUGGCAUCCGCUUCCUAGCGUCCUUCAACAGGGUCCAGUGGUACAGGGCCUUCACGUUUGCGCUCACGUUCCUGCUCUACACAAGCUUCCAUCUGUCCAGGAAGCCCAUCAGCAUCGUCAAGAGUGAGCUGCAUAAGAACUGCUCUCAUGUCAUGCGAGCGCCUACAGAGAGCAGCAGCAGUCAGCAGACUGUACUUCACCCUGAACUAGACUGCAGCUGGAAACCAUUCGACAGAAAUAACUAUAAGCAGUUGCUCGGAGCAAUGGAUUACUCUUUCCUGUGUGCUUAUGCAAUAGGCAUGUAUCUCAGUGGAAUAAUUGGAGAGCGUUUGCCCAUUCGCCUGUACCUGACUGUGGGCAUGCUGACCAGUGGUCUUUUCACCUGUCUCUUUGGACUGGGAUACGUCUAUGACAUCCAUAGCCUGGGCUUCUAUGUAUUUGUUCAGGUGGCCAAUGGUUUGGUUCAGACCACUGGUUGGCCUAGUGUUGUGACUUGCAUUGGUAACUGGUUUGGCAAGGGCAGGAGAGGCCUCAUCAUGGGUCUGUGGAACUCUCACACAUCAGUGGGCAACAUCCUGGGAUCUUUGAUCGCUGGAUAUUACGUCUCCUCUAACUGGGGUCUGUCCUUCAUCGUCCCUGGAGUUAUCAUCGCUGCUAUGGGAGUCAUCUGCUUCCUCUUUCUUAUAGAGCAUCCGAAUGAUCUGAAGAUCGCCAUUGCACAGAGCUCAGCUCCAAGCAGUCAGAAGGUUCAUAAAAACUGGAAUGGUGUGAAUGGACAUAAAGACCUUUACUUGCAGUACAAGCCAGGAGCUAAAGCCCAGAGCUGGGACACAGAGCUUCUGCUGGGACAGGAGAGCGUUGGAGUGUGUGUUCCUGUGCAGCAGCAGCAGGUGGUGGUGGUGAAGAGCGAGGCUGAACCGUCGCCCAUCAGCUUCAUGGGAGCUUUACGCAUUCCUGGAGUGGUGGAGUUCUCUCUCUGUCUGCUGUUCGCCAAGUUGGUCAGUUAUACCUUCCUCUUCUGGCUGCCCCUCUACAUCACUAAAGCAGUUCACCUUGAUGCCAAGAAAGCUGGAGACCUUUCAACUCUGUUUGAUGUGGGAGGCAUUGUUGGAGGGAUCCUGGCUGGAGUGAUCUCUGAUAAGAUGGAAAAGAGGGCCACCACUUGUGCUGUGAUGCUUCUGCUGGCUGCGCCCACACUCUACGGCUUCUCUAUGAUGAGUCAGUUUGGUCUGGGUCCCACUAUCGGCAUGCUGCUGGUGUGUGGUGGUUUAGUCAAUGGACCGUAUGCUCUCAUCACAACGGCUGUCUCUGCUGACUUGGGCACACACAAGAGUCUGAAGGGCAAUGCCAGGGCUCUGUCUACAGUCACAGCUAUUAUAGAUGGCACUGGAUCUGUUGGUGCUGCUGUGGGACCUUUGUUGGCAGGAUUGCUGUCAGGACAAGGCUGGGAUCAGGUCUUCUACAUGCUCAUGACCGCAGACUUUUUAGCACUGCUGCUUUUGCUGAGACUUGUGAUGAAGGAGCUUUGCUCUCAUAGGAAGCGUCCAGGAGUCACCGUCGAACUGAAGGAACAUUGAGCACUUUGCACUGGAUAUACAUGUUCAUAUCUGACAGCUUCCUACCCUGGACCAAAACUUGACUGAAACCUGUGCUUAGUCCUCGGUUUUAGAAAAGAGACAUUUUAUUUCCUUUCUCAGAUGGGGAAGGGUGAAGCAACUUUAUAUUUUCUUACAGAAUAUUUUUCUCUCUAGUUCAUCAUGAAGAUUUAGUCUGGACCUGCAGCUCUGCUUGCAUUUGUCCUUUGGUUGCACCCAAACAAAUGAACAUGACUCAAUAUGAGAUCCAGCCUAAAUAUCCCUCCAGUUAAAUAAUGCACAAUUGCACAACCAAAAGUAGCCUCCCUUUGCUGCUAACAAGGGGAAUUUAAAAGAAUAGCAGUAUAAUUUCUGCUUCUAGAUCCCCGCCGGGCACACAGCGCCUUCAUUAAACACGCAGAACAAAUGUCCCGUAGAUAGUUCAUAAAUCCUUUCUUGCAUGAAUUGUCACAUCGAAUUGAACAUGACCGUUUAUGUAAGAAUGGUUUAAGAAUGAUUUACACCUAAUUUUGUUCUGCUCGUGUUUCAUAAACGAGGCUCAUAGAGAGCACAACCGAUUGUCUGUUUAUUUAUUUAUGUAUGUUUGUGUGUGUAUAUAUAUUAUAUGCUAAAUCUAUAAUAUAUUAUAAAUCUCAUCUGCCUUUCUAUAAACCAAAGCCAAUCAUGUUAGAUGUUGAGUAAAUGUGUUAUAUCUGGGUUUUCUGUGUCUUACUGUGGUGACGUUAAUGGUUCUCAUCCUGUGUUUAUAUAUGAAUAGGGGAUCUACUAGCUGAUUAUGACAAAUUAUUUUCUUUUAUUGAAUUGUAUCUUUAUUUAUUUUUUCACCGCUGGCCUGUGAUUUAAUAAAUAAACGCUGUGUUUUGAGUCGGUAUGACGGAAGGUUAAUAAUAAUGUUUAUCAGACCACUAUUCACUCGUAUUCAAGCUGUUCUAAUUAAUAAUAGAAGAUGUAUCGACAUUAUAAUUUGUUUUCUCUGUAGGAUGCAGUAUGAAAUGUUUGCAGGUUUAAAAUGUUCCCAUCCAGCUCAGUUUGUACGAUGUGUGAGCGAACCCAAAGCGUCUCCUUGAUUGUAAUUGUGUGUGCACAUUCAGGACCCACACCUGCCUCGGCAGCUAAUAAAUAUUUAUAGUGUCUGUUUGAAUGUUCAGGUUUCUGUGGGAUUGUGUCGUUCUGCAGAGCUGGAGGACCUCUUAUGUAAUCAUGUGUGCAGCACGUGAGCAUUUGCCCUUACAAGACGACAUACUCUUGGUAAAUGAAUGUUUCUGUAUCAUUUCUGGAUAGAUCCCUGGUGUAAUGAGAGAAAAUACAUUGUGCCUUCUUUCUGUUUGUGAUUUUGUAUAGGGAUGUCUCUGGAGUGUUCAUUUUGAAGUUAUUAUCAGCACCUUUACAGAAUCUGGGAACAAAUAAAGUUUUAUAAAUUAGCUGUACUGUGUUGCUGCGUGUACAAAGAGGACUUUGAAUAAAGCAGACACGAACGGAAA